AAUUGUCUUCCUCUGUUGGCCAUCGUCGUUGUCAUAUAUUUGCAGUUGCCGCUUAUCGGCUCCGUCUUUACAGGUGAAAUACAAAACUUUUGUUUUAGAGAUCAAAGGCUCAGUACCUUCUUUUUUGCACUUGGUAGGUUGCACACAAGUUGCUCGAUAAAAUGCUUGAAUGAAGUUUUAUUCUCACAUUGGUUACAUUCAAGUGGAUGCCACCAUAAGGGUCGCAACGGAUCAGGCAUGUGGAGAUUCAACAGAAGUUGUUCUAGAUCAGAUUGCUGUGCCAACAAAAACAGAAGUUCUAUGUACAAAAAGCUUGCACGUCAUGCUUAUGAAAUUGUUGGGCGGAUCAGUGGAAGACGGUCGGGCAAUCAGUCGAUGGUUAGUGGUGAAGAACUAACUAAAGGGGAUCGGAUCAUGUUUCUUCCCUGUGGUCUUGCUGCAGGGUCAUCUAUAACAGUGGUGGGAACUCCUAAUUAUGCUCAUAAAGAGUAUGUUCCUCAGCUUGCAAGAAUAAAGGGAUGUGAUCCGAUGGUUUUGGUUUCGCAGUUUAAAGUUGAGUUGCAGGGGCUAAAAUAUGUGGUUGCGGAGGAUCCGCCGAAAAUUUUGCUUCUGAAUCCUCGGUUGAGAGGUGAUUGGAGCCAUCAACCGGUUAUUGAACACAAUACGUGCUAUAGAAUGCAAUGGGGGCGGCUCAGAGGUGUGAUGGUUUACCAUCAAAAGGCGAUGACGACAUGCUUGUUGAUGGAUUUCCGAGAUGCGAAAAUUGGAUGCGUAACGAUGUGGUGGAUUCAAAAGAGUCACGAACAUCAUCAUGGUUCAAAAGGUUUAUAGCACGGGCGCAGAAACACGAAAUGACUUGGCCAUUUCCUUUUGUGGAAGUCUUGCCACUUGCAAUUGCAAGUUCAAAUUGUGAGUGCUUCAUAUGUGAUGAUGACACUUUUACAAGGGUGGAUACCGUCUUGAAAGAACUAAAGAGGGUCCCGCAACAACGAUCCCUUUACAUGGGAAAUCUUAAUCUCUAUCACCGGCCUCUUAGACAUGGCAAAUGGGCUGUCAGUUUUGAGGAAUGGCCAGAAGCAGUAUAUCCACCUUAUGCAAAUGGACCAGGAUAUAUUAUUGGUUUAUAUGUACCAGGAUAUAACUUUAGAUGAGAAGAAGUCAGCAAUUGAUGCGUGGGGGAUUUUGUUUUUUAGUUUAUAUGUACCAUGACUUUGUUGUGAUGUUAUUGUGAAAACUUAUGUAACAUGGAACUGUGCAUUAUGGUGGGCAUGGUCAUGAUUCAUGAAGAUGAACCAUGAAUCCAUGAUUGAUGUUUCUGAGUA
Messenger RNA from Helianthus annuus (common sunflower), 1322 nucleotides. Its product is annotated as hydroxyproline O-galactosyltransferase GALT2-like. The transcript is spliced from 9 exons. Lineage: Eukaryota; Viridiplantae; Streptophyta; Magnoliopsida; Asterales; Asteraceae. Gene Ontology annotation, molecular function: carbohydrate binding. The record is from RefSeq and is a predicted model, not a curated record. The coding region runs from base 238 to 831 and encodes 197 amino acids.